Messenger RNA from Phaeodactylum tricornutum CCAP 1055/1, 658 nucleotides. It is a transcript of the gene UBI3, whose product is annotated as ubiquitin extension protein 3. The transcript has a single exon. Gene Ontology annotation, cellular component: cytoplasm; nucleus; ribosome. The record is from RefSeq and is a predicted model, not a curated record. Gene Ontology annotation, biological process: translation; protein ubiquitination; modification-dependent protein catabolic process. Gene Ontology annotation, molecular function: ubiquitin protein ligase binding; structural constituent of ribosome; protein tag activity. Bases 151 to 618 code for a protein of 155 amino acids. NCBI's taxonomy places the organism in Eukaryota, Bacillariophyta, Bacillariophyceae, Surirellales, Neidiaceae.
UCGAACCAACACCGCAAACACUAUUGUCUAGUUCUUCCUAGGCGUACAACGAUCGCCCCCCCCCCCCCCAUUCGUGUUCUUUUGGCUAGUAGCAAUAGUAGUACUUGCGACCAAGCAGUGAUCACAUACACACGCACAAACACAUUCAUCAUGCAAAUUUUCGUCAAAACUCUGACGGGAAAGACCAUCACCCUUGAUGUCGAACCCAGUGAUACGAUCGACAACGUCAAAACUAAGAUCCAGGACAAGGAAGGCAUUCCUCCGGAUCAGCAACGAUUGAUCUUUGCUGGCAAGCAACUGGAAGAUGGCCGUACACUGUCGGACUACAACAUUCAGAAAGAAUCCACCCUUCAUUUGGUGCUUCGUCUACGUGGAGGAGGUAAGAAACGUAAAAAGAAGGUCUACACCAAGCCCAAGAAGGUCAAGCGCGUCAAUAAGACCAUUCCGUUGCAAACUCUCAAGUAUUACCGGGUGGAAUCGGACGGCAAGGUCACUCGCCUCCGAAAGUACAGCCCCGUCGCUGGCAUUGGAUGCUUCAUGGCACAACACGUUGAUCGUUACUACUGUGGAAAGUCGGGAACCACCUUCAUGUACGAUGAUAUGAAGGAAAGCGAGUAAAAGCCAUGUAACGGGUCUUUAAUCUAGCACUUCUACAAAC